Megalops cyprinoides (Indo-Pacific tarpon) is the source of this 10125-nucleotide messenger RNA. Its product is annotated as FRAS1-related extracellular matrix protein 2-like. The coding region runs from base 150 to 9512 and encodes 3120 amino acids. The transcript has 24 exons. Gene Ontology annotation, molecular function: calcium ion binding. The record is from RefSeq and is a predicted model, not a curated record. NCBI's taxonomy places the organism in Eukaryota, Metazoa, Chordata, Actinopteri, Elopiformes, Megalopidae. Gene Ontology annotation, cellular component: membrane. Gene Ontology annotation, biological process: cell communication; homophilic cell-cell adhesion.
UGGGAAGAAUGCAGUGUCUGGGUACGGAUGCGUAUGUGAGAUUUUUCAGCGCUCAAUCAAAUCUCUUUUAGUUUUUACCCCCCUUUUCUUUUUAUUCCGGAUUUCAUCUGCACAGAGGAGAACAUCCACACAGUGGCAUUUGACGACAAAUGGCUAGAAACAUGUUGUUGCAGCGGCGCAGGACUGCAAUAGCCGCUGUGGGUUUCUGCAGACUUCUUCUGUUUGCGGGGCUUCUGACAGGUAACGCAUCGGCACAAGUUUUUGACAGUUUGGGAUUAUCUUACGCUUUGAGACCGGAACUUUCAGAGGAUGCAAUUUUGGUGGCGAACAAUGGAAUACGUGUGCCGUUCGGGAGACCAGUGUUUGUUGACCCCAUCAACGAUUUAGUCAUUCAAGUUCAGCCGGGAGAUAGAUGCAGCAUAACUGUUCUGGAUAAUGAUCCUUUGACACAGAGACCCGGACAGCUAUUCCCAAAGAAGUUUUCGUGUGAAUUUGGUCCAAACGACGUGAAGUACACGCAUUUCGGCUCGAGGAGCCCUUCGAAGGACAGGGUGAGAUUGCAGCUCAGGUAUGACACGCAAACUGAUACAAUUAUCAUACCGUUUAUGAUGGAGGUUGAGGUCGUUUUCACUCAGUUGGAGGUAUUAACCAGAAACAUGCCUCUCACAGUCGAAAAACUGCUUGGCACUAGUAAUCCCAUUGACAGAAAGAUUUUGGAGUUCACUUUUGAUAGAAAUGAACAGCAAUGCAAGAUAUCCUCAUUAGCUGCUGGCAGCCCCUUGCCCAGGUAUGGGAAACUUAUAGAUGAAGCUAAACUGGGAAAAAUGGUGGAUUGUGAUGAAUUUCUCAAGCUAAACAUACGCUACCAGCACACAUUCACGCACAGGUCUCCAAACAGAGAUUAUGUUCCAAUGAUUGUGGAAUUGCAGGACAAAGAGGGGAAUUUACUCAAGCAAGAGUUUUUCCAGAUUAUGGUGCGUAUAAGGGAGGGAGAGGAAAACACAGCCCCCAAGCCCAGUUUUGUGGCAAUGAUGAUGAUGGAAGUUGAUCAGUUUGUUAUGACUGCUAUAACCCCGGACAUGCUGGCCGCAGAGGACAUUGAAUCCAAUCCUGAUGAUUUAAUCUUUAAUAUCACCUCUCCUCUCUCCUUUGAGGAGGGCUACAUUGUGAGCACUGACGAUAGGAAUUUACCGAUCACAUCGUUUUAUCAAGGAGACCUCAAGGAUCUAAAAAUAGCCUAUAAGCCUCCCUCUGUGGACUCUGAUGUGGAGAGAAUUUUUCAGAUCGAGUUUGAGGUGGUGGACACAGAGGGGGCUGUCUCUGACCCCUUCGCUUUCAUGAUCGUGGUGAAGCCUAUGAACACCCUGGCCCCUGUGGUGACGAGAAACACAGGGCAGCUUUUGUACGAAGGUCAGUCCAGGCCGCUGUCCAGCAUGCACAACCUCGAGAUCAGCGAUGAGGACAAUUUAGACAACGUCAGAAUCACCGUUAUUGAUGGGCUGCGGCAUGGGGAACUCACUGUUCUGGGAUCAAGGAAGAAAUUCUUUACCCCGGCGGACCUUGAUGCUGGCGUUGUCAUCUAUCAGCAUGAUGGCAGCGAUACAUACAGCGACAACAUUAUUUUCCGGAUGACGGACGGCAAACAUGAAGUGGAAUUCCUGUUUCCUAUUACCGUUGUGCCAACAGACGAUGAGCCGCCCAUUAUAAAUGCCAACACCGGGCUGGUGCUGUUCAAGAAUCAGAUGAUGCCCAUUUCCCCUUUGAUGCUCAGUGCUGCAGACAUUGACUCUGAGGAUUCAACCAUUAAAUUUACAAUCGAACCUCCGUUUUCCACAAUUGGCGAGGUGCUGUUGCGCCAGUCUGAGGCACCAGAAGACCCAUCUACCUGGAAAUUCAAUGCAAACGAUGAGGUGUAUGAGAAAGUGGUUACAGAGUGGCUGCAACAGGAUAUUACUGAUGGGAAGCUUUUUUACAGACACGUAGGGCCCCACAGCACUGACACAGUCAUGGACCAGUUUGUGUUCCGAGUUCAGGAUGACAAUGACCCCCCCAACCUGUCAGGGGAGAGCACUUUUAUUAUCAAAGUUCUUCCCAUCGAUGACAUUCCACCUGAGCUCUUUCCUGGCACCACCCUGCAAAUGACUGUGCAUGAGUAUCAGCUGACCCACUUCCGAAAAAAAUUCCUCCGCUACACUGACUUGGACUCAGAGGACAGAGAUCUGAAAUACACCAUCAUCCAGCCACCAACUGACACUGAUGAAAAUAGCCCUGUCAUACUGGGAUCCAUUGUUUUAACAGAAAGCCCUGUGACUGAGGUUACUGAAUUUACCCAGGCACAAAUCAACCACCACAAAAUAACCUACAAGCCACCUGACCUGGAGCUGGGAAUCACUGCUCACGUGGUUCAGUUCCACUACACUGUUGAGGACACGUCUGGAAAUAGCGUGGAGGGAGUUUUCUCCAUAUUUCUGCAGCCUGUUGACAACAAACCUCCUCAGAUAACCAACACUGGCUUCACCGUCUUUGAACGGGGCACUCAUAUCAUUACAAGCUCUGAACUGGACACCACAGACGCUGACACUGACAGCAAGCAGAUAUCAUUCACUCUCACUCAGCCUCCACUUCACGGCCAGGUCCAGUACACGUUCACUGACAUGACCAAAGGGGAUUUCUUUAACCUUGACGAUGUUUCCAAUGGCAAAAUCUCCUACCUUCACAAUGGCGAUGAGUCAACAAGCGACACUUUUCAGCUGGACAUCAGCGACGGCAUCCAUGUCGUCACAAUCACAGUCAAGAUAACCGUGAAGCCCAUCGACGACGAACCACCAACGAUAAAUCUCCCGGUGGGCACAAUCGGUUCCCACAUAGAUGUCCUGGAAAACGGAGCCACGGAGAUUACGACUAAUGUCAUUCAGGGAAGGGACGAAGACACAGAUGACCUCAGGCUGACCUUCAUUGUGGAAGACGCCCCCAAUUUUGGUGAAAUUCUUGUGAAUGGUGUGCCUUCCUCAAGAUUCACCCAGGCAGACAUCAUCAAUGGGGUUGUGGUGUAUGCACACACGAGUGGAGAGGUUGGCCUCACCACAAAAGAGGACUUCUUUAAUCUGACCCUCACUGACAUGUCAGAUGAAUGGACUGUAGGGGGCAAUAAAGUGAAUGGGGUUCGAGUGCAGGUCACCAUCCUUCCAUUGGACAGCCAGGCACCAGAGGUCACGGUGGGGCUGCAGUUUAGUGUUGUUGAAGGAGAGAAAAAUGUCAUUGAAAUUCACCACAUAAGUGCUGAAGAUGUUGACACCCCUAUAGACGACCUCCUCUGCACAAUUAUAGUCCAGCCCACCUCCGGUUAUGUAGAGAACAUUUCACCUGCACCAGGCUCAGAGAAGUCCAGGUCAGGGACAGCCAUUAGUGCUUUCACCAUAAAAGACAUCAGACAAGGCCACAUAUAUUAUGUGCAAAGCAUUCACAAAGGAGUUGAGCCUGUGGAGGACAGGUUCACCUUUAGGUGCUCCGAUGGCAUUAACUUUUCCGAGAGACAUUUCUUCCCCAUCGUUAUAAUUCCCUCGAAUGAUGAAAAGCCAGAGAUCUACAUGAGGGAGUUUGUGGUGAUGGAAGGCAUGAACAUUGUCAUUGACACGCCUAUUUUGAACGGUGCAGAUGCAGAUAUCGCUGCAGAUGAACUGACGUUCAUUGUCACCAAACCCCCCAAGCAUGGAUUUAUCCUCAACCAGCUGACCACUGGCACAAUCCCAGUCACCAACUUCACUCUCGACCAGAUUAAAGAGGCCUCCAGCAUUGUUUAUGAGCAUGAUGACUCGGAGACCACAGAAGACAGCUUUAAUGUCCUUCUCACUGAUGGUAAAUUCACAGUGGAGAAAACUGUUAUCAUCAUGAUUAUUCCAGUAGAUGAUGAAACCCCCAGGAUGGCAAUAAAUGAUGGCCUAGAAAUUGAGAUAGGGGAAACAAAAAUCAUCAACAAUAAAGUUCUGAAAGCCACCGAUCUGGACUCUGAGGAUAGCACUCUAACCUACAUAAUUCGCUAUGGCCCUGGACAAGGCUUCUUACAAAGGAGAACACUUUUUGGAUUAUUAGAGAACAUCACAGUCGGAAUGAACUUCACACAGAGUGAGGUGGACCGGGAUCUUAUUGUGUACAUUCACAAUGGACAGGAGGGAAUUCGUGAUCUCAUUAAAUUUGAUGUCACCGACGGCCUCAACCCUCUCAUAGACAGGUACUUCUACAUCACCGUCGGCAGGAUCGACAUGGUGUUCCCUGACGUUGUCAGCAAAGGCGUUUCCCUGAAAGAGGGUGGGAGGGUGACCCUCACCACCGACCUGCUCAGCACCAGCGACUUGAACAGCCCAGAUGAGAACCUGGUGUUCACCAUCACCAGAGCUCCUGUGCGGGGGCACCUGGAAUGCACAGACACACCUGGCAUGCCCAUCACCACCUUCACACAGCUCCAACUGGCUGGCAACAAGAUCUACUACAUUCACACCUCGGACGACGAGGUGAAGAUGGACAGCUUUGAGUUCGAGGUCACUGACGGCUACAACCCCGUCUUUCGCACUUUCCGUGUCUCCAUCACGGACGUGGACAACAAGAAGCCCGUCCUGACGGUGCACGGCCUCGUGGUGAAUGAGGGCGAGAACAAGCUGAUCACCCCUUUCGAGCUGACGAUCGAGGACCGUGACACGGUCGACCGCCUCCUGAAGUUCACCAUCACCCAGGUGCCCGUUCAUGGCCAGCUGCUCUUUAACAAUACCCGGCCUGUCACCUCCUUCACCAAGCAGGACCUCAAUGAGAACAUGAUCAGCUACAAGCACGAUGGCACGGAGUCAACAGAGGACAGCUUCUCCUUCACCGUCACCGACGGCACCCACACCGACUUCUACGUGUUUCCUGACACCGUCUUUGAGACCCGCAAGCCGCAGAUGAUGAAGAUCACCAUUUUCUCGGUGGACAACGGGGUCCCGCAGAUUGUGGUCAAUAAGGGUGGCCCCACCCUGCGGAUCCUGUCGACCGGACACCUGGGGUUCAUGAUCACAAGCAAGACACUGAAGGCGGAAGACAGGGACAGCACCCAGGCCUCUGUGAAGUUCAAGAUUACAGUGGGACCGGAGCACGGCUACCUCAUCAACCUGGGCAAAGGCAAUGCUUCCAUCACAACGUUCACUCAAGCUGAUAUCGAUGACAUGAAGAUCUGCUAUGUGCUGAAGGAUGGAGACAAUGCCACAAGUGACAUCUUCUACUUCUCCAUUGAAGACAGUGGAGGCAACAAGCUGAAGAACCAGCAGUUCCGGCUGAACUGGGCCUGGAUCUCCCUGGAGAAGGAGUACUACGUGGUGGAUGAAGAGGCCAAGUUCCUGGAGGUGGUCCUGAGGCGCAGAGGGUACCUGGGGGAGACUUCUUUCGUGAGCAUCAGCACCAAAGAUGGCACAGCUGAGAAGGACAAGGACUUCCGGGGUAAGUCACAGAAACAGGUCCAGUUCAACCCAGGUCAAACCACAGCCACCUGGAAGGUGCGGAUCCUGUCGGACAGCGAGUACGAGCAGUCCGAGACCUUCCAGAUCAUCCUGUCCGAGCCGGUCAUGGGGGCGCUGGAGUUCCCUGAGGUGGCCACUGUGGAGAUCCUGGACCCAGCCGACGAGUCCACUGUCUUCAUUCCCUCGUCUACCUAUGCAAUUGAGGAGGACAUCGGUGAACUGCUGAUCCCUGUCCGCAGGAGCGGAGACGUCAGUCAGGAGCUCAUGGUCGUCUGUUACACCCAGCAAGCCACCGCCACGGGCACCAUCCCCACCACGGUGCUGUCCUACUCCGACUACAUCUCCCGGCCCGAGGAGCACACCAGCGUGCUGCGCUUCGACAAGGACGAGACAGAGAAACCCUGCCGGGUGGUCGUCAUCGACGACUCGCUCUACGAGGAGGAGGAGACCUUCAACGUCACCCUCAGCAUGCCCAUGGGUGGCCGCCUGGGCCAGGAGUACCCGUCUGCCAGAAUCACAAUCCUGCCCGACCUGGACGACGCGCCUGUCUUCUACUUCGGCGACACGGAGUACCACGUGGACGAGAGCGACGGCUUCGUGGAGGUGCGGGUGUGGAGGACGGGAACCGACCUCUCCAAAACCGCCACGGUCACGGUGCGGUCCCGCAAGACGGACCCUGUGUCAGCCGAAGCUGGGGUGGACUAUGUUGGAAUCAGCAGAAACCUGGAUUUCGCCCCCGGGGUGAACAUGCAGACCUUCCGCGUGACCAUCCUGGACGACCUGGGGCUGCCCGUCCUCGAGGGACCGGAGAGGUUUGAGCUGGUCCUCCGCAUGCCCAUGAAUGCCAUCCUGGGAGAGCCGGACAAGGCCACCAUUUUCAUCAAUGACUCCUUCUCAGACCUUCCCAAGGUCCAGUUCCGGGAUGCUAUGUACAUGGCCAAUGAGAAUGAGGGUCAGGUGUCAGCCAUGGUGUACCGCAGCGGUGACAUCAGCUACAAGUCCACGGUCCGCUGCUAUACCCGGCAGGGCUCUGCACAGGUCAUGAUGGACUUCAACGAGCGGCCCAACACAGACGCCUCCAUCAUCACCUUUCUGCCAGGGGAGGUGGAGAAGCCGUGCAUCCUGACACUUGUGGACGACUCUAUCCACGAGGAGGACGAGGAGCUGAGGCUGGUGCUGGGGAGCCCCAAGAGCGAGUCUCCGUUCGGCGCGUCCAUCGGGGCCCAGAACGAGACGCUCGUUAAGAUAAAAGACGACUCAGACAAGGCUAUCAUCAAGUUCGGGGAGACGAAGUUCAGCGUGAGUGAGCCGAAGGAGGCGGGGCAGGUGUCGGUGGUGAGAAUCCCGGUGCUCAGGGUGGGGGACACGUCCAAGGUGUCCGUCGUCCGUGUCCACACCAAGGAUGGAUCCGCCAACUCGGGGGAGGACUACCACCCUGUAUCCGAGGACAUUCAGUUCCGGGAGGGUGAAACUCAGCACUUUGUGGAGGUGGAGAUCCUGUUCGACGGCAUUCGAGAGAUGAGGGAGGCCUUCACCGUGCACCUGAAGCCAGACGAGAACAUGGUGGCCGAGACCCAGAUGAGUAAAGCCAUCAUCUACAUCGAGGAAACCAACAGCAUGGCGGACGUCACCUUUCCCUCCGUGCCCCAGGUGGUGUCACUGCUUCAGUAUGAUGACACGGGCAGGACCAAGGACACACCCCCUGCAGGCGGAUAUCCUGUCGUCUGUGUGACAGCCUGCAACCCCAAGUACUCGGACUACGACAAAACGGGCUCCAUCUGCUCCAGCGAGCACAUCAACGACACGCUGACCCGGUACCGCUGGCUGGUCAGCGCCCCCACAGGCCUGGACGGCGUCACCAGCCCCAUGCGGGAGGUGGACUUCAACACCUUCUUCACCUCCUCCAAGCUCAUCACCCUGGACUCCAUCUACUUCCAGGCCGGCUCGCGCGUCCAGUGCGCCGCCCGCGCCGUCAACUCCAACGGGGACGAGGGCCUGGAGCUCAGUAGCCCUAUCGUGUCCAUCAGCAUGGAGGAGGGCAUGUGCCAGCCUCGUAAAGUGGGCACGGUGGGCGCCGAGCCCUUCUCCGCCAAGCUGCGCUACACAGGACCAGAGGAUCCAGACCACCCCAACCUUAUCAAGCUGAUUAUCACAAUGCCGCACAUGGACGGGAUGUUGCCUGUCGUGUCCACUCGGCCUCUGUCCAACUUCGAGCUCACACUGAGCCCCGACGGGACCCGGGUGGGCAACCACCGCUGCUCGAACCUGCUGGACUUCAACGAAGUGAAGACCCGCUACGGCUUCCUGACCGACGCCACCAAGAACCCGGAGGUGAUCGGCGAGACUGCGCCCUACCAGUACAACACCCCCUUGAGGAGCUCCAGCACACUGCGCUUCUACAGGAACCUCAACCUGGAGGCCUGCCUGUGGGAGUUUGUCAGCUACUAUGACAUGUCUGAGCUGCUGACCGACUGCGGCGGCACCAUUGGCACCGAUGGGCAGGUGCUGAACCUGGUCCAGUCGUAUGUGACGCUGCGGGUUCCCCUCCAUGUGUCCUACGUGUUCCACUCCCCGGUGGGGGCAGGCGGCUGGCAGCACUUCGAUCUGCAGUCCGAGCUGCGCCUCACUUUCGUGUACGACACUGCCAUCUUGUGGAAGGACGGUGUCGGCAGUCCUCCAGAAGCAGAACUGCAAGGUGCUCUGUACCCGACCAGCAUGCGCAUUAAUGAGCAGGGCCGUCUGGUGGUCAACUUCCGCACCGAGGCCCGUUUCAGGGGUCUGUUUGUGACAUCGCAUUCCGCCUCCUCUCUGACCUCGAUGAUAAUGUGCCCGGAUCACCCGGGCCUGACCUUCAAUCUGACCUUGGUGAGGAGCGAGCCCACCUACAACCAGCCCAUGCAGCAGUGGACCUUCAUCUCAGACUUUGCUGUGAGAGACUACUCGGGCACAUACACAGUGAAGCUGAUCCCCUGUACAGCUGCUCCCAGCCUGGAGUACACUCUCCCUGUUGUCUGCAACCCCAGGGAACCUGUUACCUUUGACUUGGACAUCCGCUUCCAGCAGGUAAGUGACCCAGUGGCUGCCGAAUUCAGCCUGAACACCCAGAUGCUCCUGCUGUCCAAGAAGACACUCUGGCUGUCUGACGGUUCCAUGGGAUUUGGGCAGGAGAGCGACACAGCUUUCUCAGAGGGUGAUAUAAUCUAUGGUCGUGUGAUGGUGGACCCAGUGCAGAACCUUGGCCACUCCUUCAUCUGCAACAUUGAGAAGGUCUUCCUAUGCACCGGGGCUGACGGCUACGUCCCCAAAUACAACCCCACCAACUUCGAAUUCGGCUGUCUGGCCGAUUCACCGUCCCUGCUGUACAGGUUCAAGAUCAUCGACAAAGCUCAGCCUGAGACGCAGGGCAGGAAUUUUGGGGAUGUGGGCUUCAACGCUGUCCUGGCGGUGGAUGACCCAGAGGCCUUGCCCCUAGUGAGGCAGCCGGGCUCGGACGGGUUCCGACUGGAUUCCACAGCUUUGUUUCAGGUGUCAGCAGGGAGGGAAUGGUACAUCCACACCAUCUACACCGUUCGCUCCAGGGAUAACGCCAACAGGGGGAUUGGGAAGAGGAGCCUGGAAUACCAUUCGCUGGUGCAGGGCAGCGGCUUGACUCUGCCAGGUGGGUCUCGCUCCAAGAGGUCGGCCGAAGAGGUGCCGGACAUCGCCGAGGAGAUCGGCGCCGAGAACAACCGGGGCACCAACAUCCUGCACAUCGCCCUGGACCGCAGCCACCGGCGGCAGAGCCCCGAGAGGGAGGUGUUCGCCGACGGCAUCAUCCCGCGCGAGCUCAACGACCGCGACGGCGACGACGGCGCUGUGAUGAUCGCGGCCAUCCUGGUGGGGGUGCUGCUGACCGUCCUCAUCGUCGUGGUGGUCGCCUUGCUCAUGUGCGCCAAGAGGAAGGAGAAGAAGGAAGCCCCCAAGGUGUCGAGCAGCACUGAGCCGAUGAUGGCGCAAGGCUGCGGCGGCAACGACAGCUCAGAGGUCUGACAGCUGCAGACCCAGUGCCGUAAAACAGAGGUUCUGACAUGAGGUUCGUUCAAUUUGUAAGUGCCUCAGAUCUGUACAUCGGGACUGCUGGGGGGAGAUUUAACAGAACACAAGAGGGCAUUGGUUCCAUCUUCAGGUCGCCAAUUAUCUGAAAACUCGUGCUACUUGGGAAAAAAAAAACUGGCACUUCAACUGUCACUGAAAAACAACAGAAGCUCAAUCUCCCCGUCUAUAGCAGGUCACCCUAUUUGAACCUAGGCGCUUGAUUUAAAAUGGUUUGAUGUUUGUCUUUCCAAAGGACUGUUUUAAUUUAUCCAAAGGUGCUAGAGAUCCCCUCUUGUUUGGGUUGGGGAUGUCUGAGAUUAAGGAUCAAUGAGAAAUGAUUAGAUGUACUGGGUCAAUGGAAAGGAUGGGAUUUUUUACAGGCCAUUUUGGUAGUGUCCAUGUAUUAUUUAUACUGCAAGAACUCACGGUUUUUUUUACUGUAAGUGCACUUCAUAAUGUUGUCAACCUUAGAUAUCAAGAUUUCAAAUUGUGCGUCCAUGUAGGUUAUUCAUUUUCCGAUUCCAUUGCCUAUUUCUCUUCACACUUUCAAACAAUGCAGAUUAAACUU